Molecule: messenger RNA, 6660 nt
Organism: Panthera uncia (snow leopard)
Lineage: Eukaryota; Metazoa; Chordata; Mammalia; Carnivora; Felidae
Gene: IL4R
Product: interleukin 4 receptor
Exons: 10
Coding region: 3222-5675 (817 amino acids)
Biological process (GO): cytokine-mediated signaling pathway; production of molecular mediator involved in inflammatory response
Cellular component (GO): external side of plasma membrane; membrane
Molecular function (GO): cytokine receptor activity; protein binding
Source: RefSeq, a predicted model, not a curated record
UCCUGGCUUAUUUCAUUCACCCAGUUGAGCCCUUUCUGCAGUCCUUGGAGAAGGUGAAGGCACUGAUAAUGCCAGAAUGAACUUCGGGCUCAGAGGCCAGUAGACUGGCUUCUGACUCUAGCGCUCCCCUCUUGCCAGCUGUGGUUCCUGACGGGCAAGCUAUUUGACCUCUUUGGCCUCAGUUCCCUCAGGUCGAAAACGGAAGUAAUGGCCCAUGUAGCAGGGCUCUUGGGCAGAUUCAAUAAGGUAAUGUUCCUAACGCACUCAGCUAAGUGCCAGGCACAAUGUGAGCACUUGACAAGAGGGGUUGUGUUUACACAAAUCUUUGGCUCGAUCUAAGGAAACUGUUUCCAGUCUCAGUUCUGCUCAGCCAUGACCUGGAGCUGAGCGUCCUGCCGUGGAGGCGUGCAAACGGACGCUGGGCUGCUGUGUGACCUUGCACGCACGUCUUGCCCUCUCUGUUUCUCUUCAUUCGAAAUCGGGGCGAAAGUGACACCUUUGCCGUCUCUGCCAUAGGAGGCUGUGGCCCCGUGUGAACUUGUCCGAGGCAGCGUCACCAGGACUUCGUAGAGGACACCAGCGUCACGGGUCCACCGCUCCACUCCCGCCCCUUCUUCCUUGUUCUUCACUGUGACUCUUGAAGGGAAGCGAGUUGGGGCUUGGAACAGAUACCAGGUUCCCCCUGGGGAGGGUUUCCAGACCCGUGCUGAGCCCAUUAGAGGCCCCACAUCAUGUCCAAAAUGACUUUAUUCCACAAACAUUAACUGAGCAGCUGUUAUACGCCAGGCACCAACGUAGAGGCACCAGGAACCUGGCAGUGAACAAGACAAAUGACAGCUCUCAGGAUGACAGGCAACUGAAAAAGAACAGCUGUUCUGGACUUUCCUUGCCUUUUGUCUCCCCCCCCCCCCCCCCCCCCCCCCGCCCCCAGCAUUUUUUGGAAAACCACAGGCAAGUUCUUUUAUAGACUUCUCCGUUAGGUUUGUCUGACACUCCCCUGUGAUUUGUGCCCUUGGGGCAGCAUCGCCAGAGAAGGAAGGCUAUGUUCUCAGGGGAUAGUCUCAGAGAGCUCAUGACCCUGCUUUGUCCCGUUCCUGGAGAUGUCACCUUUGACCACUUGGUUGAAGGUGGGGCCUCCCAGGGUUCUGCAUCAUCUCCGAUUUUACGCACACACGUAUAUGAAGCAUAGGAUGCGGUAAAGUUAACAAGCGUUUUGAUUCGUUAGUCAAUAGACAAUACGAAUUUUGUGGGCAGAUGCUUAGAGGCUGCCCCUGCUGAAAUACAGCCGCUCUCUCUGCCCCGCGUAUAGAUCUAAAUCGGGACAGACUCCCGCACCCCUAUUGAACUCCAGGGGUUACGGUUGGUUACUGUACCUUUAUUGGGGUGCUUCACUUGUGCCCGUGUGGGCCGGUGGACGCGGUUUAGCUGGCUCCUGUGUCUUUUUUUUUUUUUUGACGGGAGCCCAUCAUUCUUGGAGUGCGUCCUUACUCUCUGACACAAGGAUUCCAGGCUCGUCAUGCACUUUCCCUGCUCGGAUCCUGGACUCAUUAGAAGGAGCUCUGUGGAGGGGCACCUGGGUGGCUCAGUCGGUCGAGCGUCCGACUUCGGCUCAGGUCAUGAUCUCACGGUCCGCGAGUUCGAGCCCCACGUCGGGCUCUGUGCUGACGGCUCGGAGCCUGGAGCCUGCUUCCGAUUCUGUGUCUCCCUCUCUCUCUGCCCCUUCCCUGCUCAUGCUCUGUCUCUCUCUGUCUCAAAAAUAAAUAAAAACAUUAAGAAAAAAAAAAUUUUAAAAAGAAGGAGCUCUGUGGAGGCAACGAGCAAGACGGAAAUAGGGUCUGCGGACCCGCCGACAGUCAUGCGUCAGUGUUAAUGUCCUGAUUUGGGCAGUUGCAUUGUGGCUGCAGGAGAAUGAAUGACCUCCUUCUCCGAAAUAUACACUGGAGCCUUAAGGAGUGAUUUAUUCAUUGGGAACAAACGAAUACAUAAAAUGAAUAAAACAGAGACAGACUGAGGGGGAAGGUGUGCACUCGGGAAUGGGUUUCGUGUGUUUCACGAGCAGCAAGGAGCGAGGAUGUGGCCGGUGGCGGGAGCACCGUGCACAGGUGCUGGGCCAGGUGGAGAGGGGGGCGGGGCCCCGCUGGGGAGGCCCUGCAAGGGGAACAGAGUCCCUGGGGAGCUUCCGGCAGGGACAUAACCCCCCCCCCCCCCAUGCUGCACAGACACCGGGCGGAAGGCUUCAGGUCCGCGCGACUCUUCGUUUCUGCAGUACAGCUGCGAGGUUAGGCUCCGUCUCAUCUGCACGUUGCAGGUAAGGAGGCCCACGCUGCGAUGAUGACCACGGGACUGCCUUGAACCGCACAUAGCUCCCAAGCCCCAGGAGGAAGCCUGGCCGUUGCUUGGCUGAAUGCGACGCGGAGGUCGAGACCCACACGGGGACAGGGAGAGCGGAUGCUGUGAGCAUCGCCGGGAAACCUGCCUCCUCCAUACGUCGCGCUUUAGAGGGCGCCACGUGCCGCGAGUGCCGUGGGGGGAAGCGCACGCCCCUUGACCCGGCGAGAUCCCACUGCGGAGCAUUUCCCUUCACGAAAGCGACUCCUUGGGCCGUGGCUGUGUUCAGGUCACUGUUUGAGGACCCUGCGCGUGUUAGCCCAUUCAGUGCCCACAGCACCCUGGUCAGGUGGGGGCCGUUCCUAGCGCCACUUCACCGGGCGGGAAACUGAGGCACGGAGGGGCUAAGCGGUUUGCUGAACGUUCAUAACGAGUAAGGGACAGAGCAGGUGUUCAAACUUCAGGAAGACGCUGCACAGCCAUUGCGGGGAGAGGAGGGAGGGGGGCAGGAUGUAAGCACAAGCUCCAAAACAGAAGACGUUGUACCGGCCCGAUCUGUCAAACUAGGUACGCGUGGAAAGGACUAGAUUUGGAUGCCAGAUGUCUCCAGGGGCGUUUUUCCAGGUGACGGAAUUACAGCCGUUCCUUUUUGUUUUAAGUUUCUUUAGUUUUGAGAGAGAGAGAGCGUGCACCUGUGAGCAGGGGCGGGGCAGAGAGAGGAGACGGAGAAUCCCAAGCGGGUCCCGCGCUGUCGGCACAGAGCCCGACCUGGGGCUCGGUCCCACAGACCUGGAGACCUGGACCCCAGCGGAAGUGAAGAGCCAGACAGGGGCUUCACUGACGGAGCCACCCAGGCGCCCCCUACAGGCAUUCUUGUGUCUUAGGAUCUCCCAAUGGGGCGACUUUGCUCUGGGCUCACGUUCCCUGUGAGCUGUCUGAUCCUGAUGUGGGCGGCAGGCUCUGGGAGCGUCAAGGUCCUGCGUGCGCCCACCUGCUUCUCCGACUACCUCAGCACCUCUGUCUGCCAGUGGAACAUGGAUGUGCCCACGAACUGCAGCGCUGAGCUCCGCCUGUCCUACCAGCUGAACUUCAUGGGGUCCGAAAACCGCACGUGUGUCCCUGAGAACGGAGAAGGCGCGGCGUGUGCGUGCAGCAUGCUGAUGGACGACUUCGUCGAGGCGGACGUGUAUCAGCUGCACCUGUGGGCGGGGACGCAGCUGCUGUGGAGUGGCUCCUUCAAGCCCAGCAGUCACGUGAAACCCAGGGCUCCCGGAAACCUCACGGUUCACCCCAACGUCUCCCACACGUGGCUGCUGAGGUGGAGCAACCCUUACCCCCGUGAGAACCACCUGCACGCCGAGCUCACCUACACGGUCAACAUCUCGAGCGAAGACGACCCCACGGAUUCCAGAAUCUAUAAUGUGACCUACAUGGGGCCCACCCUCCGCGUGGCAGCCAGCACCCUGAAGUCUGGGGCUUCCUACAGCGCACGCGUGAGGGCCUGGGCUCAGAGCUACAACAGCACCUGGAGCGAGUGGAGCCCCAGCACCAAGUGGCUUAACUACUACGAGCCCUGGGAGCAGCACCUCCCACUUGGCGUCAGCAUCUCCUGCCUUGUCAUCCUGGCCGUCUGCCUGUCCUGCUACCUCAGCGUCAUCAAGAUUAAGAAAGAAUGGUGGGACCAGAUUCCCAACCCCGCCCACAGCCACCUAGUGGCGAUAGUCAUCCAGGACCCACAGGUGUCACUGUGGGGGAAGCGGUCCCGAGGCCAGGAACCAGCCAAGUGCCUACACUGGAAGACUUGUCUUAGGAAGCUCCUGCCCUGUUUACUGGAGCACGGCAUGGAAAGGAAAGAGGAUCCCUCCAAGAUUGCCAGAAAUGGGUCUUUGCAGGGUUCUGGAAAAUCAGCAUGGUGCCCCGUGGAGGUCAGCAAGACGAUCCUCUGGCCCGAGAGCAUCAGCGUGGUGCGAUGUGUGGAGCUCCUGGAGGCCCCGGUGGAGAGCGAGGAGGAGGAGGAGGAGGAGGAAGAUAAAGGGAGCUUCUGCCCAUCGCCUGUGAACCUCGAGGACAGCUUCCAGGAGGGCAGGGAGGGCAUCGCGGCCCGGCUGACAGAAAGCCUCUUCCUGGACCUUCUCGGGGUUGAGAAAGGGGGCUUUGGCCCACAGGGCUCUCUGGAAUCGUGGUUUCCUCCUCCUUCGGGAAGUGCAGGUGCUCAGAUGCCCUGGGCUGAGUUUCCGGGUCCGGGGCCCCAGGAGGCAUCGCCCCGGGGCAAGGAGCAGCCUUUCGACCCCUGGUCCGGUCCUCUGGCCACUCUGCCCCAGAGCCCAGCCAGCCCGACUUUCCCAGAGACGCCCCCGGUCGUCACAGACAACCCCGCCUACCGCAGCUUCGGGACCUUCCAGGGCCAGUCCUCCGGUCCCGGCGAGUGUGACUCGGGCCCGGAGCUGGCGGGACGCCUGGGGGAGGCGGACCCCGGCAUCCCCGCUGCCCCCCAGCCUUCGGAGGCGCCUUCCGCGCUCCAGCCCGAGCCAGAGACCUGGGAGCAGAUUCUGCAUCAGCGAGUCCUGCAGCACAGGGGGGCCCCUGCCCCGGCCCCCGGCAGCGGCUACCGAGAGUUUGUGUGCGCCGUGAGGCAGGGCAGCACCCAGGACGGCGGGGUGGGGGGCUUCGGCCCUUCGGAGGAGGCCGGGUACAAGGCCUUCUCGAGUCUGCUCACAAGCGGUGCCGUCUGCCCAGAGACGUCCGGGGGUGAGGCCGGCAGUGGGGACGGGGGUUACAAGCCCUUCCAGAGCCUCACUCCUGGCUGCCCUGGGGCCCCCGCCCCAGUCCCCGUCCCCCUGUUCACCUUCGGACUGGACGCGGAGCCACCUCAUUGCCCGCAGGACUCCCCCCUCCCGGGCAGCUCCCCAGAGCCAGCGGGGAAGGCACAGGACAGCCACAAGACCCCGCCGGCCCCGGAGCAGGCCGCAGACCCCCUCCGGGACGACCUGGCCAGCGGCAUUGUCUACUCAGCCCUCACCUGCCACCUGUGUGGCCACCUGAAGCAGUGUCACGGCCAGGAGGAGGGUGGCGAGGCCCAUCCCGUGGCCAGCCCCUGCUGCGGCUGCUGCUGUGGAGACAGGUCCUCGCCGCUGGUGAGCCCUCUGAGGGCCCCGGACCCCCUGCCAGGUGGGGUGCCCCUGGAGGCCAGCCUCGCUCCAGCCUCCCCGGCACCCUUGGCUGUCUCAGAGGAGGGCCCGUCCUCCCUGUGCUUCCAGCCUGCCCCGAGCCAUGCUCACAGCUCAAGCCAGACCCCCAAAAAGGUGGCCAUGCUCUUCCCAGAGCCCACGUGCACGAUGGCUUCCUAGGCGUGUGCCCGCUUGUCACUGCCGUCUACGAGUGAGGGCUGGGCCUCAGCCCGGCCUGGGAAGUGCCUCCUCCUGGAAGGCGGCUAGGCCAGCAGAUUUGCAAAAGACUUGGAGAACCCUGCUAUGAAGCUGGGAGGUGGUCUGACCUGGGGGUACAGAGACUGGACUCCACCCCGCCCCUCCGCCAGCUCCCAGCCUUGGCCUGGGCUCGCCACCACCCAAGGGAGUGGAGGGCACGGGGGCGAGGCCCCUGCGGGGAUCGGGAGCUCCUUGGGUGCCUCGGCUUAUGCACGAGCCACUGGCCACUUCAUGGGUCCACGCGCUCUCCCUGCCACGCUCACCCUGGGUGCGCUUUGUCCGCUCGUCACUCUGUUACUCAUGUCUUGCCGGGUUCUGGGAUCGGCUGCCGCUGUCUCACCGGAUUGGAGGCCCAGCCCACCGGGGAAUGACUUGGGAGACCUUGGGAAAUGGAUGGGACAUCCUGGUCCUGGGAAGGUGGUCAUUUGCCCGGAGGUGCCCAUUCAUUCAACAGACCUUCCUUAAGUCGACCCUGGGGGCGGGACCUGGGCCGUGGCGGGGCGCGAAGUCAAGUGCGGUAACAGACACAAAAGGACCCGAAAGACUGGGAUCACCAAGCCACGACUGGCUGCUGUCUGGUUCCCACACAACCGCUGAGACCGGGGGCUCCCGUUAAGCACAGGAGCCCCAGAAUGAACACAGCCAGCUACCUCGGGGCCAGUCUGUGCCCCCGCGGGCGCUUUGCUGGCAGCCGCAGCAGCCGGAGGGAGGGAGGGAUUGGCCGAGUUAGGGCUCCGCCGGCCCACACCACACCCUCAGCCAGCACGGCGACCUGCCCCUCUGGUUGUGUAAUGCUUGUUUGCAUCUCGAAGAUUAUUUUAUCGCCUGGGAUUUGUCUUCGCUGAGAAGCGUGGAAUCGGAGGGCAGGGCGUGGUGUUUUGUGUAAAUAAAGCCUCUUUAUCUCCGU